Molecule: messenger RNA, 1790 nt
Organism: Spinacia oleracea (spinach)
Lineage: Eukaryota; Viridiplantae; Streptophyta; Magnoliopsida; Caryophyllales; Amaranthaceae
Product: U-box domain-containing protein 35
Exons: 4
Coding region: 256-1305 (349 amino acids)
Source: RefSeq, a predicted model, not a curated record
GUGAAAUGAUCAUUUCAUUUACCUGCCCUUCCUUACAUCAGAGAGGCAUAUCAUAUUAUCAUAUAUUCAUAUUCAUAUUCAUAUUCAUAUUCAUAUUCAUACUAGUAGAUUGAGUGAAUUUAUCAGCAACCUAAUCAUCUUCUUAGAUUAAUAUAUUAUUCAACAUUGUUGGCAGAAACUCAUGUGUUGGACCGAGUAUAUACCAACAAAGAUCAAUCUUGUCUAAUAAAAUUUCAUCAAACCUCAAACUUGUCUAUGGAAAUCACAGAAUUACCUUCCCCUGGCGGGUCCCCAACCCCGAGUAAUGACAAUAUCCACAAUGCCACUGCAUCAGCUGAAUAUCAUCAUUACACCCGUUUAGAUUCCAGGAGCAACAAUAAUAACAAUGAUGGCACUUCUCCUGCAGUUUCUGCUGUUGCUGAUGACAAUGAUUACUUUGGUGGUGUGAGUGAGAUCGUAGAGAUUAUGGAGGAAGAAGAGGAGUUUCUUAUCGCAUCAUCUUCAUCAUCACAGCAUAAUAAUAAAAGCAAGAGCUUUACUGGGAAAUCAAGAGGGCAUCAAUUGACUCCUAUAAGUGAAGGUGGCAUUACAACUAAUACAACAAGUUUGUUCUCUAUUGAUAUCCACAACAAUAAUAACAAUAAUAAUAAUAGUGGAAGAUCAUCUGAUGAUGUGGUAUAUGUUGCUGUGGGAAAAAGUGAUUCAAGCAGUGAAGCACUUGUAUGGACUCUCAAGCAUUCUGUUCAUCCCGGGACUAGUCUUGUUUAUCUCAUUCAUAUCUUUCCUGACCUCAAAUUCAUUCCUAGCCCUUUUGGAGGAGGAGUGGUGCCAAAGACUCAAGUGAGUCCGGAUCUGGUGGAGAGAUACUUGGCCGAGGACACCAGGAAGAGGCGGGAAUUACUUACCAAGUACGUCGAUAUCUGCACUUCACAUCGGGUACAGGUAGAAACUAUACUAAUCGAGAGUGAUUCCGUAGCCAAUGCUAUCGUGGAGCUCAUUUCUGUUCUCAACAUCCGGCAGCUGAUUGUUGGAAUCUCUAAGUCCAAUUUGAGGAAGUUGAAAGCAGGUAAAGGAAGUGCAACAGUAGCAGAUCAGUUAAGGAGAAGCGCUACAGAUGAGGGGUGUGAGCUUACAAUCGUUUGUCAGGGAAAGAAAAUGAACCCGUCUGAAUAUUACAGAAGUACUGAGGAUAAUCUGCAUUCACGUUCCAAUUCUGAUGCUUCUUCUAGUGGAGGCGAUCCUCAGAUUGAUAAGCAGCAGCCGCCCAUGUCUUACAACUCCUUCGCUUGUUGUUUUAAAGGUUAAUAAUUAAACGGACCACAAGACAUCAAUAAGCGGGGAUAGCUCAGUUGGGAGAGCGUCAGACUGAAGAUCUGAAGGUCGCGUGUUCGAUCCACGCUCACCGCAUAUUUAUUUUAUAUUUUUCCAAUUUUCUGCUCUACAAAUCUCCCCCUCCUGUCUGUCCCCCACUUAGCUUUUGUUACUUGUAAAUAAUUUUGCAAGCUCAGUUUGAUUAGCUCACUCCAACUUUAGGUAGUUGUAUCUGUACUAGCACUGCUAUUAUAUUUCUGGGCCAACACAUAAAAUCCCCAUCCAGGAGACAUUCCGUCCUACAUAUAUGCGAUAAUAAUACGAAGUAAUACAUAGUUUAGUGUAAAUAUGUCUUUAAAUAAUACUCCUAAUCCCAAUCCCUUUGUAUAAAGAUGGUCCUUUGAUGUACUGACUUUAGAGUGUAGACCCUAAUCAUGAGUGCAAGCCCUUUAACAAUACAGAAUUAUAUAACUUUAGUC